UAUAUCUACUCUGUUGAAUCAUGUUCACGUUGCAGUUUUUCACUGUGUAUUCAUUGUACGAAAGCGAUCCCGACAAUAAACCGUAAUCUAAACACAAAGUGCAGCGAAUGAAAAAGAUAAAUUUGCAUGUAACGUAAUUCGUGCUCGAGCCGCGGAUUAAUCAUUCCACAUUCACAUUCGGUAUUCACAUGAACUUUCAUUGAAUUUCAUGACCUGAUGAGAUUACAAUAAAAAAUAUCAUUUGUGCUUCGGUAAAGUGAAGUUAGCGUUUAUUUUGGUUUAAAAUCUAAAGUAAUAAAAGUGUAGCUAUAGGUUUCGUGUGUUACGUAUUCAAACGGUUUUGAAAUUGCCUUUUCACCUACAACCACUCCAACUUGUGACAAGUGUGCAACGAAAAUACAAAUGGAAGCAGAAACAGACAAGAAGAGUACACCUACUAGUCCUACUAGCAUACAAAAACAAGACUUGGAUAAAGAUGCAGAAGAAUUAAAAUACACUGUUUAUGAUUUUAUAAGAACAAUCAAAGAUCCAGAAAAGCCAAGCACAUUGGAAGAACUGAAUGUUGUCUAUGAAGAAGGAGUUUUUAUAAAAGGUACAACACCUGGUAACACAAGCAUAGUCAGAGUUGAAUUCAAUCCAACAGUGCCACAUUGUUCAUUAGCAACCCUAAUUGGUCUCUGUAUUCGAAUAAAACUGGAGAGAAGUAUUCCAUACAAGUUGAAGUUUGAUAUUUAUAUCAAGAAAGGUGCCCAUGCCACAGAAGAAGAAAUUAAUAAACAAAUUAAUGACAAAGAAAGAAUAGCUGCAGCCAUGGAAAAUCCCAAGUUGAAAGAAAUGGUUGAAAGUUGUAUCAAAGAAGAAGAUUAAUCCAUCAAUCAGUCAGAUUGAAUUUCAAUGUAUUAAUAUUAUGUACUAUAUUAUUGUUGCCAUGCCAAACUUGGCAUUUUUUUAAUUGUAGAGUAUGAUGAGGUGAUUUUGUUAUAGACAUAGAUUAUAAAGAAAUGUUUGAUGUAACAGAAGCUGUUACAAUGACUGUUAAGAACAACUUUGUACUUGAAUAAAAUAUUCAUAAUUAAA
Molecule: messenger RNA, 1077 nt
Organism: Dalotia coriaria
Lineage: Eukaryota; Metazoa; Arthropoda; Insecta; Coleoptera; Staphylinidae
Gene: galla-1
Product: cytosolic iron-sulfur assembly component galla-1
Exons: 5
Coding region: 403-867 (154 amino acids)
Source: RefSeq, a predicted model, not a curated record